CUACGCCUUAUCAGUUUUAGAACAGGUUGACAUGCACUCGCCCGUGAGGCAUCUGAGUGGUUAUUGGAUGUGAUAUACAGAGAAAGUGGCUAUAAACAGCAGCUGAGUACUGGUUGAGUGACAAGCCUGCUGUCCCAUAGCCAACAUGAUAGCAACAGGUGGCCUGCUGCGCAUGAACAGGCGUCAGGAUUCCCUUCGCGCUAAAAACCGAGCAGAAAACAAAAGGAAACGGAAAGCCAAAAAAAGGAAGAAGAAUGAUGUGGUGGUGGUGAAAGGGAAGCUCAAUCUGAUGUCCCCAGCUGGUUUGGUGGCUGCUGUUGGAGUAAUAAUUCUCAUGGUGGGGAUUUCCAUGGCCGUACUGGGCUACUGGCCCAGUCAGAACCAGCAGGAGUACAAGGAGCAUGGCAGAACUGGAGUAUACCAUGCCAAUAGGAUCAGCUACUCUAAAACACCACCUGUUUCAGCUAACUUGACCCAUGAUAAGCCUCCUUCCGGCCAGAGCCAUGCUAACAGCACCCCCGACUCCUCCCCUCAGUGUGGCUUUCUCUGUGACUUCCUGGAUAAUUACCUGUACUCAGACAACCUAAAAGUCUUUGGACCGCUGGUGAUGGGAAUCGGUAUUUUCCUCUUUAUCUGUGCCAAUGCAGUCCUUCAUGAAAACCGGGACAAGAAAACCAAGAUAAUCAACCUGAGGGAUAUCUACUCCACAGUGAUAGAUCUGCACAACAUACGAUCGAAGGAGCACUCUCCUCUAAAUGGUUUGGUGAACUACACCCAAUCGAGGAAUGCUGAGGGGCCGUCGGGCUCUUUUCCUGCAAGUGGAAUGCUUACUCGCAGUUCCUGGCCCUCCACUGGGCUGGGUUUACGAGGCGAGUUAGGCAGCGAUGAGGUGUUCAAACACCCAUCAUUGGCUAGCAGGCCUCGUAGCUGGUCCAAAGAUGUCCAGAGCUUCACAGACACUGUCUACAGCAUCUACAAAGACUACAGCAAUAGCAACAAGCAAGCGCCACAGCCCCAAGAGUGGGAGACCACCUCCAUUGUCACCUCUUCUGUGAAUGCUUUCACCCUCCCUGUGAUCAAACUGAACAACUGUGAGGUGGAGGAAUCCGAAAGAGCAGAGGCAGAGGGGCGCUCAGCAGAAGGGGUCGUCAUUGAGGCUGCUGCUGAAAACAUUAGCAAGGAGGAGCAAGCCAGCAGCAGCCACACUGGUGACACUGAUGGCAAGGAGAAGAAUGCCUCGAUGCCAGAUUCUCCCUCAUCUCACCAAAGUCAUGAGGAUAUAUCCACAGACAUAGCUGACCAGCAUGGGGCGUCAAAGGAGCAGGCUCAGCUUCACCAACAGUGGACCCAGCUGUUCCCUCCAUCACCGGUUGUUAGGGCGAUGGGGUCAAGACUGUCGCUCAACUCCCUCAUGGAUCAGCCCAGGUCUGCACGGCGCUGCAGCUUGUCUGUGUCUGUGUGUUGUCAAGGCGACAAAGGCAGGCGUUUCAGCUGCCCUCGUCUGGAGCGCUCCAACAGUAAGGGCUACAUCAAACUGACUGAUCUAGGGGGAGAGUCCUUCGACGCGCCUGAUACAGACACUUCUUUAGUGGCCACUGAACAGGAAGUAGCAACAGACACAACAGCAGCAGCGGAGGAAGAAGCUCAGGGAGAGGAGGACCUGGCAACACCCAGCACCACUGCAGAAUCUUAGACUUUUUUGCUGAUGAGCCUCUGAAAACUCUUGGAUGUCUUGUCUUUUGCUUUGUGUCUUCUUCUUUGACUGAUGAUGUGAAACUGGCCAUUAUAAAGGAAUUGUGGAGAGUAAGCAACUAAGGACUAUUCCAACAUAGCCAUGAACACUCAAGAGCAAGGCUCUUUAUAAAUACCACAUCCACAGCUAAAUAUUCAGAUGUAAUUUUUCUAUUUUUUCAAUGUAGCAAGAGCAAUACUAAAGACUUGUAAGAAGAUUUAGUAAAGGUUUGUAAAAAAUGUUUUUUAAAAAGAUAAGAAAAUUUGAUCUGAUGGAUUUAAAAUUUUCUGUUGUAGGGCAAACGUUGUAGCUUUUAGAAAUGCCAAAACUGUCACUGAGAACUACUGUCCAACAUGUUCUACUGUAGCAUUCACGUAUGCCACAGAAAACUAAAUAGUCUAGAUUUGUUCCUCUAUGUUGUUAAGUGAAAACCAUGUGAAUAGGUGAACUGAACUGAAUCUCAGGUAGAUGUCUGGUUUAGGAUGGGGACCUUAAGGACAAGGUCUUCCCUAUGUGCACACUUGUUUAUAUGAAACAUUCAUGGUUGAAUAAACUUGACUGUAACAUCUCCUGUCUAGUCUCGCAGGUGUCAUUGUGUGAUAUUAGUAUAAAUGUAGAGAAUGUA
Molecule: messenger RNA, 2357 nt
Organism: Monopterus albus (swamp eel)
Lineage: Eukaryota; Metazoa; Chordata; Actinopteri; Synbranchiformes; Synbranchidae
Gene: tmem200cb
Product: transmembrane protein 200C, genome duplicate b
Exons: 2
Coding region: 146-1693 (515 amino acids)
Source: RefSeq, a predicted model, not a curated record